This is a messenger RNA of Acanthopagrus latus (yellowfin seabream), 3596 nucleotides long. RefSeq names its product integrin, alpha 11b (gene itga11b). The record is from RefSeq and is a predicted model, not a curated record. The transcript is spliced from 15 exons. Gene Ontology annotation, biological process: cell adhesion mediated by integrin; cell-cell adhesion; cell-matrix adhesion. Gene Ontology annotation, molecular function: integrin binding. Bases 1 to 1533 code for a protein of 510 amino acids. Gene Ontology annotation, cellular component: external side of plasma membrane; integrin complex. NCBI's taxonomy places the organism in Eukaryota, Metazoa, Chordata, Actinopteri, Spariformes, Sparidae.
AUGACCUCUGACCUCAGAGCUGUUUGGUACAGUCUGGUGUUGGAUGAGAGGCGUUUCCCUCCUCGUGCGGUUCUGGAUGAAUCCGGCCGUCAGCAGCCCAGGACUGUGAUUCUGCAGGGUGGCGGUCAGAGCUGCCAGCGCCUCGGCUUCUCCAUCCAGGAGACGACUGAUUACGGACGUCCCAUCGCGGUUGUCCUGGAGACGGGGCUGCAGAGCCCAGACGAGGGGCCGGUGUUGGACCCGGACUGGCCGAGCGUCCUGAGGACCGAGCUUCCCUUCUGGAACGGCUGUGAGCAGGAGGACACCUGCGUACCGGACCUCGUCCUCCACAGUCACUCCGACCUCAUGGAUGUUCAGCAGUUCUGCAGCUCGAGGGACCGGGCCGCCUGGACACUGUGCAGCCACCAGGGGGAGUCAGAGGGCCCGGUGUAUGUGGUGGAGACCGGGCGGAGGAGGAUGGUGGUGUUUUCCCGACUGGAGAAUCAGGGCGAGAACGCGUACGGAGCCGCCAUCCACAUCUCCACCUCCUCCAACCUGCUGUUCUCCAGCCUCAUCGUCAAGGACCAAUCAGAUAUUCAGAUUGAGUGUUACGCUGAGGACAGAUUGGCCAAUCAGAGGAGCUGUAACAUCAGUGCUCCUUUCAUGAAGUCCUUGUCCCAGGUGUCGUUCCGUGUGGAGUUUGAGUUCAGCCGUUCUGUCUUCCUGGACCACGUGCAGGUCGUCAUGGCGACCAGCAGUGAGGGAGAGGAGGGUUACCCGGACGACAACAUCAACGACAUCUUCCUCCCUCUGAAAUACCAAGCUGACAUCGUUUUCACCAGAGAUCCGAACACUCCUCGGUUUGAAAUCAGAGCAGACAGCUCCUCCUCCUCCUCCUCUUCAUCCUGGGACCAAUCAGAGAGCAGCUCUCCGACCUUCAACCUCACUUAUUAUAUCCAGAACCCGGGCAUCUUCUCGGUGCAGGACGUGGUGUUCAGGGCUGAUAUCUGGGCCGUGACCCGGCGGGGGAACCAGCUGGUCAACAUCACAGACUACAGCAUCGAGCGGGUCUCCGGGUCUCACUGCAUGCUGCCUCAAACCAGAACAACCAAUCAGGUCACAGCAGAGGACCUGUCUCACCUGUCACAGCUGAACCACAGUAACGGUGUGAGCGAGUCGGUCCGGUGCAGACUGGACCUGCCGGCCUCCAGAGAGCUGAAGGUGACGCUCAGAGGAAGACUUCAGCUUCCCGCUCUGCUCGCUGUGAGCUUCAAGUCGUUGGAGUUACUGACCGCCGCCUCCAUCCAGCUGGAAGCGUCCAGUCCGAUGUUCCUGCAGGAGGACAGGCCGGUCCGACAGAUAAUCCUGGAGCUGAGGAAGGACGAGGAUUACAUCAUCCCCGUCUGGAUCAUACUGGGCAGCUCGCUGGGAGGCCUGCUGCUACUGGCCUUACUGGUGCUGGCCCUGUGGAAGCUCGGCUUCUUCAACAGACGACGGCGACAGGAAGAGGAGGAGCAGCCUGUAGCCAAUGGGAAGGCAGCAGAGGAGCUAUAACAUGUGGGCGGCCAUGAUGCUGCACUCGGUCCUCCUCAGUCUGUAAAGUCACUACAUGAGUCCUGAGUGGUUUGAGUCUCGACUAACGAUGAAACACUGAGGUGAAACCAGCACAGGUCAGAGGUGAAGGUCGCCAGCUGGUCACCACUCAGGAAGCUCUGGUCCGGCCCGGUUCUCUCCCGGUGCUGAACUCAGAGAGGUCUGACUUCAUGAGCUGAUGAGGAUCACCUGAAUGCAUCACAAGCCUCCACCUGUCACUCAGGGAACCUGAUGCCCCGCCCCCCCACCAAUCAGCCAAUCAGCCACGCCCAUAAACAUAUGACCAGUUUUACAACAGAGCGGAGGAAGACAGCAGAACCUUUACAGAACUUUUAGUACUCCAUUACAUUCAUAUUACUCAAGUGAACAGUAGAAAGUUCUGAAAUGACCCGUGUGGAUGAAAAUGGGUCAGAAUGAAUGCAGCUUGUUGUUUAUCUGCUUUAGAUACAGCGGUUCCUAACCUCUGGACCGGGCCCCUCCGACGGGCCCCCAGAUACAUCUGAGGGGCCAUGAGAUGAUUAACGAUGAUUAACUGUAAUGUUGUGUAGUAGAAGUACACAGCAAAUACUCAACCCAAUACCCAAGUAAAGUAGAAGUACCUCAAAACUGUACAGUACUUGAUUGAAUGUACUCAGUCACUUUCCUGAAGAAUUUACCUGCCUCCUGUUAACUGUAAAGCUCAUCUGUGACCCAGCUCCAGCUCCAGCACCGGCACCAGCUCCAGCUCCAGCACCGGCACCAGCUCCAGGACCGGCACCAGCUCCAGCACCAGGACCGGCACCAGGACUCAUUUUAUUCUUCCGAAAGUUGAAGUCGAAGUUUUCACUCUGAGACGUUCAUGUCAUUUAUCAAAUAUCCCAGAAACUUCAGUGAGACUUCAGGUUGUAACUGUACACCUGCAGGAAUAUGAUUGGAUGUUAAGAGAGAGAGAGAGAGUGUGUGUGUGUGUGUGUGUGUGUGUGUGUCUUCUGUAGGAAUAGUUAAUAAUGUGGACGAACUGGAUCCACCUGUCUGAUGGGAGUCACUGUGCUGAGAUCAGCUGAUGGGAGCGAUGAUCACAACAAACAGUAAUAAAUCAGAUCCAUCAUGUUUCACUGAGGGCGUCAGAACAAGACUACCUAACACGGCUGACUUCAUUUUUUAUACUAGUGGACGUUGUAAAUGCAUCCUACGAACACAUAUUGUUUAUUACUUCCAAAGUUAUAUCUGAGGCACUUUUGUUGUAUAAAGUUAAACUUGAACUUGCUGUAAAUACAUGUGUAUGAAUAAGGAUAGUGGCAUUAUUGUUUGAGAUGACGCUGAUGUUUCUGCAGCAGAGGAUCAACUCCCUUCAUACAGUCUGUUCACUACUAUGUUAAUAUUAGAAUAAAGCCAAGAAAUGUACACGUGCUGUGUCGUGCUUCAUAAACGAACGUGUUUGUUUUCAGGUCAUUUGUUUUCCAUCACUCGUUUCUGCUCCAGUUCCAUUUGUAUGUUUUGAUGACUUCAGCAGCAGCUCCGGUGUGGCCUGACCUCCUGACUCUGAGAGGACGAGAGCGUCAUAAUGAGGAAAGACUCGUUAACAGUUCCACCCAAAAUGAACCGGGUCGUUCUCUGCUCCCUCCUGAUGAUGGACGUCAGGUCUGGCAGAAACGUUUGUGUUUGUUUAUGUCACGACUUUACGUCUGUUUAGGUCGAACUUUCUGUUCCUAUCUUGUCUCAACGCUGUGACUUUAUGCGCUCUGGUGAGGUUUAGGCACCAAAUCCACUUGGUUUAGGUCGGAAAGCCUGUUUGGCACCAAACCAUGAAAAUCCCACAGAUCACAAAUUUCUCGACUUCAACAGGGUGCAGGUUUUUAGCUGAGCAGCUACAGUGAAGAAUUCAGCUUUAAAGAAAGGGUUUAAAUAAUAUAUUUUAAGAUAAAUUUGGGAUCUCAGGGUUUCUGGAGACGAGCAGCAUGGAGCCACUUUACUGUGAAGCCCCAGAACUGUGGAGGAGGAGGAGAGGAGGACUUUAUAUCCUCAGGAGGAGGAGAGGAGGACUU